AUGUCCUUCAUAGGAAAGGGAGCGAACGCAACAAAUAGCCCAGUGUAUGAAGAUGCCGAUCAUGACCCCGUUACCUCGGUUCUGGUCAAUGGAGAUGUCCCUCACUACGAUGGCUCGAUGGACGCAGAUGAAAGGGUAAUUACGGCCCUUGGGUACAAACAGGAGUUUAAGCGCGAGUUUUCGUUAUGGACCACAUUUUGCGUUAGUUUUGCGGUGCUGGGGUUGCUACCCUCGUUUGCAAGCACAAUGUACUAUGGGAUGGGGUAUGCCGGAACCGCGGGUAUGGUUUGGGGCUGGAUCAUUGCCAUGAUUUUCAUCCAAUGUAUCGCUAUGUCUAUGGCUGAGCUGUGCUCUGCUAUGCCUACGAGUGGCGGGCUGUACUAUGCUGCUGCAGUGCUCGCACCUCCAGGAUACGGCCCUUAUGCGGCUUGGAUUACUGGAUGGUCCAACUGGAUUGGCCAGAUCACCGCUGCCCCUUCCGUUGACUAUGCCCUAGCUGCGAUGAUUCUGGCUGCGGGUUCUAUCGCGAACCCCAACUAUACCCCGGCGGAUUGGCAGACCUUCCUUCUGACAACAUUGAUCAUGAUUAUUCAUGCCAUCAUCAGCAGUAUGCCAACGAAAUGGGUCGCAGAGUUCAACUCAUGGGGCUCAACCUUUAACAUGCUUGCUCUGAUCGCUGUGAUCAUUGCUAUUCCCGCAGCCACCACGAACUCGCCCAAGUUCUCGUCAUCCAAGGAUGUCUGGGGGACGAUUGGUAACAGGACGGACUAUCCCGACGGAGUCGCCGUGCUGAUGACCUUUGUCGGCGUUAUCUGGACCAUGUCCGGCUACGACUCACCCUUCCAUCUUAGCGAGGAAUGCUCCAAUGCGAAUAUCGCCUCACCGCGCGCCAUUGUGAUGACCUCCGGAGUUGGCGGGCUUAUGGGCUGGUUCCUACAGCUCGUUGUCGCCUACACGGUGCUCGAUAUCGAUGCAGUGGUCAACUCUGAUCUGGGACAGCCGUGGGCAUCUUACCUGUUCCAGGUCCUGUCGCGCCAGGCCGCGCUCAGCAUCCUCGCUCUGACCAUUAUCUGCGGCUUCUCCAUGGGUCAAGGGUGCAUGGUGGCUGCAUCCAGAGUGACAUACGCCUACGCCCGUGACGACUGCUUCCCUCUAUCCAAAUACUGGAAGCGCGUCAACGGCACCACCCAGACCCCCGUCAACGCCGUCGUACUUAACGCUGUCCUCGGGAUCUUAAUGUGUCUGCUCAUGUUUGGCGGUUCGGUCGCCAUCGGCGCCCUAUUUUCUAUUGGCGCCAUUGCCCAGUUCGUUGCGUUUGCAAUCCCCAUCACGAUCCGCGUGUUCUUCGUCGGCGACCGCUUCCGUAGGGGACCAUGGCACCUAGGCCGCUUUGGCCCAUUUAUUGGAGGCGUGGGCGUCUCAUUUGUGCUGCUGAUGGUCCCCAUUCUCUGUCUUCCCAGCGUGACCGGCUCAGACCUUACCCCGGAUCUGAUGAACUGGACCUGUCUGGUGUGGGGAGCGCCGAUGCUCGCGGUCACAAUCUGGUGGUUUGUGGAUGCACACAAGUGGUUUAGGGGUCCCAAGGUGAACGUGGAGCACGCCAUUCAUGCGGUUCAGGAGGAAUCUGGGGUCAUUGUUGGUGUGUCUGUUGCUGAACAUGCUGGGGGGGGGCCACCAGAGGAUGCAUCGAGUGAGUGA
This is a messenger RNA of Aspergillus ochraceoroseus IBT 24754, 1698 nucleotides long. Its product is annotated as amino acid permease. The transcript is spliced from 3 exons. Lineage: Eukaryota; Fungi; Ascomycota; Eurotiomycetes; Eurotiales; Aspergillaceae. Gene Ontology annotation, cellular component: membrane. Gene Ontology annotation, biological process: transmembrane transport. The record is from RefSeq and is a predicted model, not a curated record. Bases 1 to 1698 code for a protein of 565 amino acids. Gene Ontology annotation, molecular function: transmembrane transporter activity.